Molecule: messenger RNA, 1103 nt
Organism: Periophthalmus magnuspinnatus
Lineage: Eukaryota; Metazoa; Chordata; Actinopteri; Gobiiformes; Gobiidae
Gene: dnase1l1l
Product: deoxyribonuclease I-like 1-like
Exons: 8
Coding region: 76-960 (294 amino acids)
Biological process (GO): DNA catabolic process
Cellular component (GO): nucleus
Molecular function (GO): DNA nuclease activity
Source: RefSeq, a predicted model, not a curated record
GCGCUUCCUCUUGCACAUUUCACCUCUCAUAGGAACUUGCUUAACAGUUUUUACUUUGACAGAUAAAGAUGAGACAUGAGGACGCUGGUCUUGCUAGUUUUGGGGUUGUGUUUAUUUAACAUCACACUUUGUCUGAAAAUAUGUGCCUUCAACGUCCAGAGCUUUGGAGAGGCUAAGGUGCACAACAAGAAGGUCAUGAGCAUCUUACUUAAGAUCCUCUCUCGGUGUGACCUGAGUUUGAUCCAGGAAGUCCGAGAUUCAAAGGGAGAAGCUAUACAAUCUCUGGUUAAAAGCCUAAACAGAUAUGACAAGUCAAACUCUUACUCGUGUUUACAAAGCGAGCGUCUCGGGAAGAAAACCUACAAGGAGCAGUACGUCUACAUUUACAGAGAUAAUGUGCUGAAGCUCAAGGAUCAUUAUCAGUAUCCCAAACGGGAACAGGAUGGGACCAACAAGACAGAGGUGUUCUCCAGGGAGCCUUUUAUCGCCCGCUUUCAUUCACCAACAACAAUGAUGAAAGACUUGAUUCUGAUUGGUCAACACACCUGUCCCAAAAAUGCCAUGAAAGAGAUUGAUGAGCUGUACACGGUAUUCAAAGGCAUUUACAAGAAGUGGAAAACUGAAAAUGUGAUGAUCUUGGGCGACUUGAACGCCGCCUGUCACUACGUCACGCAGAAGGGCUGGAGGAGCGUGCGGCUGAGGGACGACCCCAGGUUCCAGUGGCUCAUCGGAGACGACCAGGACACCACCGUGAGAGAGAAUACACACUGCGCCUACGACCGGAUCAUUGUCCAUGGUCGAGAGAUCAUUUCCAGCAUCAUCCCGGGUUCAGCUCAACCGUUCAACUUCAAAGACAACUUCCAUCUCACUGAGGAGGAGGCUCUUGAAGUGAGUGAUCAUUUCCCUGUGGAGGUGGAGCUGAAGCCAAACCAUCGUUACCUGCUUCGCCAUGAGCUGUGAACCAAAAACUGCCAGACAAGACUGUUUUAUAUGGACUCAUUUAUUUAUUUACACUGUAUUAUUAUGAAUUAUGCUAUUUAUUAUUAUGAAUGCUGAUUAAAUAAUUAAAAUCCACAAAGGAAGUGUCAACUGGCUUAAACUGU